This is a messenger RNA of Anarrhichthys ocellatus (wolf-eel), 2868 nucleotides long. RefSeq names its product peptidylprolyl isomerase C (gene ppic). The record is from RefSeq and is a predicted model, not a curated record. Gene Ontology annotation, molecular function: peptidyl-prolyl cis-trans isomerase activity; cyclosporin A binding. NCBI's taxonomy places the organism in Eukaryota, Metazoa, Chordata, Actinopteri, Perciformes, Anarhichadidae. Gene Ontology annotation, biological process: protein folding; protein peptidyl-prolyl isomerization. The coding region runs from base 174 to 800 and encodes 208 amino acids. The transcript has 6 exons. Gene Ontology annotation, cellular component: cytoplasm; intracellular membrane-bounded organelle.
GGGUCCAUCCCAGAGGGGGAGUGGUCUGGUGAUGUGUCCGUGUUUGUAGCACUGUUUCCCGGCCAGCCUCCCAGCUGAGACUCGCUGUGAUUUCCUCUUCCUCCUCCUCCUCCUCUUCUUCUUCUUCCUCCUCUCCGUUAAGGCCCCGUUUAACCGUCUGUCUCCGGUUAAAGAUGGAGCUCCAGACGAUCCUCCCCGCGCUGCUGUUCCUCUCUGCCGCCGGUCUGCAGCCGGUGACCGGCGCGGCUUCACGGACGGGACCGAGAGUCACGGAGAAGGUGUUCUUUGACAUCACAGUAUCAGGUCACGAGGUCGGACGGAUCGUCGUCGGCCUUUUUGGGGAGGUCGUCCCACUCACUGUCAAUAACUUUGUCUCCCUGGCAACCGGAGAGAAAGGUUACGGCUACAAAGGGACAAAGUUCCACAGAGUCAUCAAAGACUUCAUGAUCCAGGGAGGAGACUUCACAGCCGGAGACGGAACAGGAGGUCACAGCAUCUAUGGAACCACUUUUGCAGAUGAAAACUUCAAACUGAAGCAUUUGGGAGCAGGAUGGGUGAGUAUGGCGAACGCCGGUCCGGACACCAACGGAUCGCAGUUCUUCAUCCUGGCUGCCAAAGCGCCGUGGCUGGACGGGAAACAUGUGGUUUUUGGCAAAAUCCUGGACGGGAUGUCUGUGGUUCACACCAUCGAGCUCCAGGACACCAACGACAGGAACCUGCCGUACACCGAGUGUGUGAUCGUCAACAGCGGCCAGAUCCCCGUCAAAGAGCCCUUCGUGGUGGAGGUGGAGGGCUGGUAGAUGGUUUAUUAUAUAUUAUUAUAUUCUGGUGAUCAAUCAGAAGUCCAAUUUGCCAAACUCACUUUUUCACAACAUCACUUUUGCAUGUUAACGUGCUAACGCUAGCAAGAAGGGCUCGGUAUUAAUAACAUUUUAAAGAAAUAUAUACAUGAUUUUCUUUUUUCUUAUUCAGCAAAAAUGUAGCUUCUCAAAUUCGUCAUUGCUUAUUGUUUUGUAAACACAAAAAAAGCUGCACAAGAAUGAUCAGAAAUUAUGAUUGAAAAGUUGAAAUCUUUGAUUAAAGAGCCUGAACCAAAACUGAUAAUUUGACUAAGCAGCUUUAAAUAUAUUUAAAGGUUUUUGAUACUGCUUUGGAGGCAUUUUGUUUGGAACCCAAAACAACUCAGCUCUAUUAGCAAACUAACAUGGACGCCAACAUGUUUACAUGCUACCUGUGUGGCUAAAUGUUACGUGCUAAACGUUAGCAUGUUAAAAUCUAGAUGGCUUGCUAAUGCUAGCAUGCUAACAAACACUUUCUUCCUAGAUUUUUACCUUAUGUGGAGAUAAUAUAAGUAAUAUUUAUUAUUAAAAGAACAUAUCACACAUUGAUGUCAAACAACUGUCUGUGAACUUUCACAGACAGUUGUUCUCCUGUUGUGACAGUCCAGACAGUCACAACAGGAAAUACAGGUCAAAGAAAUAUGAAUCUGCGGUAAAUAGAGUGCUACAUGGUUGAUGUAUUUUUGUUACUAACAGAAUGUUAGCUUCACUGGUUCCCUACAAAAGAAUCCAAUGCGAUUCUUCCAUCUAUAUAUCAGAGAACUAAACGUUUAAAUCUCUUCAGCUUGUGUGAAACACAGACUUUAUUUCAGACUUCUAACCAAAAACACACUGACUUUGAGUCGAGGGAACAGGAAGUGUAAAAAUGCUGACUGGAUUUUAGGACUCAUCCCUGUAGCACUCUAUUCAAAUGUUGUUAAAACUGGGCUUGAAGUUCAGAUAGAAAUUAAGAGAAGCAAAAUUAAAUUCAUCGUGAAUAGUAAAGGAAACCACAAACAUUCGCAUGUCAUAAUAUUUUCUAUGCUCAUAUGCACAAUUCAUCCGAUUCACUGUGCGUCAUGCUAACGGGUUUUAUACGUUAGCAUACUUGCUAUAUUCAAUGUGUGGUGCCAGUUAGCAUCAUCCAAACUAAAUAAUGAACUGUGACGAGGACAAACAUCCAGCCCAGGUCUGAAACAGUCACAAAAUACAAUCUAUUGGUUACAGGGACAUAUUUUGUCUUUUUUCUUUAGCUGGCGGUUUCGUUGCCUCAACCCAACUGUUGGUUUCGUUGCCUCAACCUAACUUGUGUUUUUAACAUGUCCCUGUACAAAAAAAUAAUAUAUUGCUUUUCGUGACUAUUUCUUGAACUGCUGACUGUGGUGAAACAUUAUGGAAACUUGCACUUCCUGAACAAUGUAGCUCUUCUUUAAUCUCUUAUUGGCAGCAUCAUUCUUUAUUUGACAAAUCUGUUCACACUUUCUAUGCAUCUUGUCAAUACGUAAAUAUCAAUUUCAAACAUAUGCAAAAGACUAACUGUAGCAAGUGUCAAAUGCCAUUCUUGCACUUUAAUAUUAUAAUUUUUGUUAUCUUUCUAUCAUUGAAAAUGAAGAUUCUCAGCCUUCUCAGGCUUUGAUUAAAAAGAGACCUUCUCUUCCUGAUACAUUAUUAUGCGCGUUUGCAAAAACUACAGCAAAACCUGCACGAGAAGGAAAAAGUGUGGAUAUUAAUACUGUAGCCGUCCUCUCAGUAAUGAUUUUAAACGUUGUACUUUGUUUGGUGGUGUGUUGUUACCAGAUUCUGACUCUUCUAGUUUUAUCUUUUGUCGUUGUUCUUGUUAUUUAUUGCUGUGAUUUCCGACACUAAACUGUCACGGUAGCAUUAAAGUCUAGAGACGUAAUCACUGAUGUUCCUUCAUGUCACUGAAGUUUAUGCAGCUUUUAAAACCUCUGUAACUACAUAUCACUUCUGUUUGCAUUAUAUUUGUAGUAACAGCAGGUGUGUGUUUUCUACAAUAAACAAUAUGCUGUUGAAAAACCCUGUUCAGCUA